Molecule: messenger RNA, 1446 nt
Organism: Cyphellophora attinorum
Lineage: Eukaryota; Fungi; Ascomycota; Eurotiomycetes; Chaetothyriales; Cyphellophoraceae
Exons: 2
Coding region: 1-1446 (481 amino acids)
Biological process (GO): polysaccharide biosynthetic process
Cellular component (GO): membrane
Molecular function (GO): acyltransferase activity, transferring groups other than amino-acyl groups
Source: RefSeq, a predicted model, not a curated record
AUGUCGUUGGUAUUGGCGGUAGCCGAGAAGGGGCAGGUCGACACAAGUCUCAGCGAGAAGAAACACAGUGAGUAUCUCGAGCUUGAGAACAACUGCCGCUCCGUCCUUCUCACCAAACUAUUCCAGGCCCACCAAGCCAGAUACGACGACUCCUCGUCCAUGGACAUCCUGAAGCCGAGCAUAUUCACUAGUCGAAAGCCACGAAAGCUAGACCGCACAUCCUAUCUGAACGGCCUACGAGGCCUGGCCUGCCUCUUUGUCGUCUUCCACCACGGCACCGAGCAAUUCUACCCAUGGAUCCGCGCGGGGUUUCUAUCCACGCCGACUGCGACAAACCUCCUCUCGUUACCGAUCGUGCGUAUCUGGCUCAGCGGACACGCCAUGGUCGACAUCUUCUUCGUCAUCUCCGGCUAUGUGCUCUCCGCUAAGCCGUUGCGACUCGCCAGGGAAGGACAACAUGUGGAGGCUUACAAGACUAUAGCGUCCAGCACUUUGCGACGAGGUGUCCGCCUAUACUUACCCUGUCUCGUCCAUACCCUCGUCGUGGUCUGCUUCAUGCGUGUGGGCUGGCUAGGAGAUCGAGGACUACAGAAAUGGAAUCCCGCCCCUUCACUCAUCGAAGAACUGCAAAAAUGGUUGCGAGCGUCAUUGGUGUUCUUCAACCCCUUCUCAUUGGGUCACGAUUACGAGUCACAUCUCUGGACUAUGCCCCACGAGUUUCAGGGCAGCAUGGUGGUCUAUCUGUCGUGUCUCGCCUUGGCACGGUCAACAAACAUCUUUCGCUCCCUCACCCUCUUCAUUCUUGCGGCGUACUGGAUGUACAUGACCCACUGGUACUACUUUCUGUUCACGGCCGGCAUGGUCUGCGCGGACCUACAUAUGAUCUUGGAACCUUCGAUCAACCUCGACAUCGAUCCCGAACAACCCGCCAAACGAUCUCUGCUGAAACGCAUAUUUCACGGGGUGGCAGUCUUCGCAUGCCUCUGGCUCCUCAGCUUUCCGCGCUUCAACGAGGGAGCAGACCAAUCCCUGGGCUACGCGUCCCUCGUCCCAUGGAUCCCCCCUAGCUGGCGAGGCGAGGUCUAUCAAUCCAUGUGGUGGCUCGUCAUUACUGCGCCUGUCUUCAUUGCUGUCCUCGACAGCGCAGGUCAUGAAUCCGUCUAUCAGAAGUUUCUUUGCUCCGGAUUUAUUCAGUAUCUGGGCGAUAUCAGCUUUGCGCUAUACCUUUGUCACGGGAUGUGGAUCAACAGUCUGGGCCUCGAGAUGGUGCACUCGAUUUGUGGCAGAUGGGGGUUCCAGAUGGUGGAAGGAGAUGUGGGCUUUGUGGGUGUUUUGAUACUGACGAGUUUGGUGGUGAUGCCGUUGACGUUUUGGCACAGCGAGGUCUUUACGAGGACCGUGGAUAAGGCAACGUUGAGGCUGUCGGCAAGAUUGACGAAGUUGUAG